Messenger RNA from Triplophysa rosa, 4221 nucleotides. RefSeq names its product natural killer cell receptor 2B4-like. The record is from RefSeq and is a predicted model, not a curated record. Bases 839 to 1435 code for a protein of 198 amino acids. The transcript has 5 exons. NCBI's taxonomy places the organism in Eukaryota, Metazoa, Chordata, Actinopteri, Cypriniformes, Nemacheilidae.
GUUUAGAGAUCUUUGAGAAAUGGAUUUCCGGGAGACGUACGUGUCGCAUUUUUCAACGGUCCGCCUGGAAACAACACAAAGCCGUCUGAUCUAAGAAAAUUUUUUGGUCGCUUAAGGUGACGUGUGUUGUGACGCAAGAUGGGAACACAAGUCUGGUGACUUACUGUAACAUGGCGCCGUGACCAUCUACGCACUUCUUCGUAAUAUGGAUUUGAUACAGCUAUAUCCAAUCUAAAUAUAUAUACGUUCAGAAAUAUGACUCACUACGCAAUGUUUCUCUGUUUGUAUUUACUUGCUACAAGAAAUUUAAAAGGUAAGUAAAUUUAAAGUAAAUCUUCUUUGGUGUGAAUUAAGUGCAGUCGCCUUCAGCAUGUAUACACUCUAAAAAAAGCAGUAAAAAUUGGGCACAAUAUAGUGUAUUAAUAUGAAGGAAUUUUCCGUGAUCAUUUUUAUAGUUGUUUUACCUGUAUUUUACAUUUUGCACUGCAUUCAUUUGCAUUUUAGCAUUAACGGAAAUGUCCGUAAAGUAAAGAGGAAAAUGUACUGGUAAUUUUCUGCCAGUACUUUAUCUUUUUUUUACGGGAUUUUUUUUACAGUGUAGUACAGUAUAAUGCAAUUACUCUUAACACUAAAGUAAUCAUUUCCUGAAAUCAAUGUACAAAAUAUGUCCAUUCAACAUGAUACAACACAUACUGCAAGCAUGCAGCUUUGGAGUGAAUGUGCGUUUUGACGUCAUGAUUCCUGUUUUUUGAAACAUGUUUAUUUACUUGCCUAAAUGUGAAUUUCUUUUUAAUUUUCAGGUGUGUUUGGUGUUGAUGCAGAUGAAGUGAAGUCAGUGAUGGAGGGAGAUUCUGUCACUCUACACACUCAUCUCACUCACAUACAGAGAGACGAUUUGAUACAGUGGAAGUUUGCUCCUCAAGGGACUCUUAUAGCUCAAAUCCAUAACCAGCGUGUUAAAUACUUUAGAGACCGACUGAAGCUGGAUUGUCAGACUGGAUCUCUCACCAUCACAAACAUCACAAGCACAGACUCUGGACUUUAUAAACUACAGAUCAGCAGACGCACAGGACCUUCAUACAAGAGAUUCAAUGUUACUGUCUACGCUCUUCUACCUGUUCCUGUCAUCAGCAGAGUCUCAAAUUGUUCUGUGUUGUGUUCAGUGAUGAAUGUGACACAUGUGAGUCUCUCCUGGUACAAAGGAAAGAGUUUAUUGUCCAGCAUCAGUGUGUCUGAUCUCAACAUCAGACUCUCUCUACCUCUGGAGGUGGAAUAUCAGGACACAAACACAUACAGAUGUGUCAUCAACAAUCCCAUCACAAACCACACACAACAUCUACACAUCAAUGAUGUCUGUGAGUCGUGUUCAGAUCUGAGCCGAUCUUUGUACCACGCUGCACUGAUAACAGGCCUGGUUCUGUUGGUCAUGCUGUGAAUGAAAAAUCCAAACAAUGCAAACUUUUUAGCAGCAGAUUUAGUGUGUGCCAUAGUGCUUUAGUGUGUGCUAUAGUGCUUUAGUGUGUGCCAUACUACUUAGUGUGUGCCAUACUGCUUUAGUGUGUGCCAUACUACUUAGUGUGUGCCAUACUGCUUUAGUGUGUGCCAUACUGCUUAGUGUGUGCCAUACUGCUUUAGUGUGUGCCAUACUACUUAGUGUGUGCCAUACUGCUUUAGUGUGUGCUAUAGUGCUUUAGUGUGUGCCAUACUACUUAGUGUGUGCUAUAGUGCUUUACUGUGUGCCAUACUACUUAGUGUGUGCCAUACUGCUUUAGUGUGUGCCAUACUACUUAGUGUGUGCCAUAGUGCUUUAGCUUCUUCACCAUCAUUGUAAAACAAAAGAAAAAAAUAACUUUGCAUUCUUACUUAUUAUUUCACAUACAAAGUUAGUUUUAAAGAAAAUCGGACUGUUUGUAGCAAGAUGUAAAAAAAAGUAGGGAUGGGGAGGGUGUUGGUUUUGGAGGAUGUUCGUCAGUUGACCAAUCUCAGAUCUUCCAUCUUUUUGCACUUCGCACAGACAAUGAAGAGAAUGACAACAAUAUGAUGCAGCAAAUCAACGCUAUAAAAGCUAUUGAUAGUAAAAUAAGCUUCUUAAAACGAUCGUUGCAUUUGCCUUAAACUAGACUUUACACACUACAAACACUGUGUUACGAUCUUUCUAAUAUGGGAAUACGUAAUGGAAAAAUAAAGUGGAUGGUGGUGAAUGAAGUUGCAACAGCAGGGACAAAACAACAUGUUUCCAGACCCCCAAAAAUGUUCAAAUAAAACAAUUUGUUUCAAAAAGACAAAGUCAAAAUAAACAAAAGAGGGGUGUUGUGUUCAGAAGGGGGUAUUGCCAACAUAAACAUAACCAAACAAACUACUUUUAAACCAACUAUACUCAAAAGAAGAGAAAACUAAAUACAGCAAACUAAACCAACUACCAAGAGAAAAGUUUUAAUCCAACAUAAACUGGCACCCACCUCCCUACUAACCCCUAAAAAUAUAUAUCAAUUCUUAAAUUUUAGAAUCUUAAACUUUUAAAGCAUAAUCAAACUUGAAUCUGAAGUCUCAGAGAGACAACAGAAAUUACAUCUGUAAAGAUGACGGAAAUAAUAAAGAUUCGCAGAGUAGUGAUGUUAGCUGUGACACCAAAGCUCCGAUGCGUGUGUCAAAAAAUUGAAGCGAUUUUCAGUGAAGCUUUGUAUCGAUGCUUGAUUCGUUCUCGUGGGUUGCUCUCGUGUGUUGUUGAGGUGUACUGUAUUGCUUUGCAUUGAAUUGUUUGAUUCUAGCCUACUGUAGGAGUUUAUUGUUGCGAGAAUUUGGGACUCAUGGAACCUGUUGCAAAGAGAGGACGUUCUGAGAUGUGGGAACACUUUUAUUUGCGUUCUCCCAAUAAGGUUACUAUUAUAUUUGCCUUUUUAUGUGAAUCAUAAAAUGUAUUGCUUAAAUCACUAUCUUUUGGAAAUUAUACACUGUAUAUGGCUAAUUAUAUAGCUAGACAAAGGUAGACUACCUCAUUAUGAGUGCUGAAAAGAAUUGGAACAUGUCUUCAUUUUUCAUAUAUUGUUUUGGGUAGUAAUGUAAUAAUCUGUGAAAUAGCUAACAUAUGGGCCUUGCUACACUACAGUGAAUUAUUUGUAUUAGAAGAAUGGGCCAAACUGUGUGUCUGAGUUAAUUUAUUUUAUUCAUUAGUUUGCAAACAAGAAAAAUGUCUACACCCACAAUACAAAACGUUAUCUUUAUUGUUUUGACUUAAAAGUAUGCAUUGGAACAGAUUGUUGUCAUGAACUUCAUAUACUGAUUCAUUUAUUUAUUAAUCUCAUUCAUUUUUGCGUUGGUCUGCUGUGAAACAUUUUGCAACACAGCUCAUUCCCUCACUUUCACCAGCAGAGGUCCUAGUCGAGCUCUGAUUUGAAAAGCUUCGAGUAAUGAACCUUUUUCCGAAUCAUUUUUUUUAAAGCUUCGGUGGUUCAAAAAGCUUCACGUCGCCAUCACUAUCACUAUUACUGAGUCACCACCCAACUGGCGUCAUCAGCACCAUCAACAAGACUGGGGAAAGUUGAGCCCUCCACUGUUGCAAACAAUCAAGCCACCAACACUACUCUGAUGAUAGCUGCCGUCAGGGCUGGACUGGGAAGAAAAAUUUGGCCCUCCACUGAAUCUGUCGACGGGGGAUGGUGGUGCAUGCAUGCGUGUCUUUUGCAUUCGCGUUGCGUGCAUUCGAGUCCGUUACGGCCCCAUACGAUAGCGGCAAUCGUGUCUGUUACGGCACCAUACGUUAGCGGCCACAGCCUCCGUUCCGGCCCCAUACGUUAGCGGCCCACCGGGAAAACUCCUGGUACGCCAGAUGGCCAGUCCGCCCCUGGCUGCCGUUUAAAUACUCUCUUUCCCCUCCCAUCAUCCAAUCACAGCUGGGCACUCAUUAUUGGAGUCAGGUGGUUCUGUGGGGAAAGAGUAACAGAGUGAGAGAGACAAAGAGAGAAAAAACCUUACGAACCUGUGGACGUAACAGCUGAUAGUAUGAAAGUACAGCGUGCUUGCUUUAUACCUGGAGAUUUUUAAUUGAAAGUGUUCUCGUCUGUUCUGGCCUCUUUUUCUUGGUUUUUAGUUAACAUUCAGUAUAUGACUUGGAUUUUUAUUCUCGGCUAAAUGUUGAGACUUGUUUUCACGUAUUUAAUUGGUUUUUCUAUUAGAAACUUGCAAUAAACCCAUGUUGAAGCAUAACUUUGAAUAAACAGCUAU